ACAAGAAAACCAAGUUUGAAGUAGACACAGGUUGUGGGGUGACAGUAAUGAAUGAGGCGGAUUUCCAAAAGCUGUGGUCAGGGAAAAUCAGGCCAGAACUGGCAGAUGGUUCCAUUAAACUGAGGACGUAUACGGGACAGAAAGUGGAAAUAUUAGGAACUGUGACUGUCGCUGUGAAACACAAAAAAACAAGGAAAGACUUGCCGCUGGUGGUAGUGCCAGGCACUGCACCAAACCUGCUUGGGAGAGGCUGGAUUAAAGAACUGGGCUUAGAAUGGAGCUCAAUAAAUCACCUGACGGGCGCAAAAGCACAAACAUUGCAAGAUGUGCUAACACAAAAUGAGGAAGUGUUUAAGGAGGAAUUGGGUAAGCUGAGGGGGCCACCAGCAAAAUUCAAGGAAGCAGCACCCAGAUUUUUCAAACCAAGACCAGUGCCGUAUGCAAUGAGAGCAAAGGUUGAGGCUGAAUUGGAUCGAUUGCGGAGAGAGGAUGUUAUAGAGCCAGUCAAAUAUUCUGAAUGGGCUGCUCCUCUGGUUCCAGUUUUGAAACCUGACAAUACUGUGAGGCUGUGUGGGGAUUAUAAAUUGACUGUUAACAGAGUGUCAAAACUUGAGCAAUACCCGAUUCCCAGGAUAGAGGACUUGUUUGCAAACCUGUCAGGGGGAGAAAAAUUUAGCAAGGUAGACAUGAGCCAUGCUUAUCAUCAAAUUGCUUUAGAUGAGGAGUCAAAGAAGUUUGUGACGGUGAAUACUCACAAGGGGCUUUUCACUUAUAAAGUCUUACCUUUUGGAGUCUCUUCCAGCCCGGCUAUUUUUCAGCGCACGAUUGAGGGAGUCCUACAGGGGAUACCACACAUGGCGAUUUUCCUGGAUGACAUCCUGCUGACGGGCAGAAAUGACCGAGAGCACCUCCACACUUUGAAAGUAGUCUUGCAGAGACUACAGGAUGCAGGGCUACGACUCAAGAGGAGCAAGUGCACGUUCAUGGCAAGUGAAGUGGUUUUCCUGGGUCACAAAGUGGACUCCAUGGGCCUGCACCCAAUAUCAGACAAGGUACGAGCCAUUGAAAAUGCACCACCACCAUCAAAUGUGACAGAGUUAAAGGCCUAUUUGGGUCUUCUAAACUAUUACAAUAAGUUUCUGCCCAACCUAUCAACUGUUUUAGCUCCUGUGCACAAGCUACUGUGUAAAGACACUGAGUGGAGAUGGAGAGCAGAACAACAAGCUGCAUUUGAAGAGUCAAAGAGACUACUGCAGUCCGCUGAAGUCUUGGUCCAUUAUGACCCUACAAAGGAAAUAAUCCUUUCAUGUGACGCAUCUCCAUAUGGUGUAGGAGCGGUGCUAUCUCACAAAAUGCCUAAUGGGGCAGAGAGGCCUAUAGGAUUCAUGUCUCGCACACUGAGCAAAGCUGAGCGCAAUUACUCUCAGCUAGAUAAAGAGGGCUUAGCUGUAAUUUUCGGAGUUCAGAGGUUCCACAAAUACAUCUAUGGCCGUAGGUUUACAAUUUUGACUGACCAUAAACCGCUGCUGUCACUGUUCAAUGAAUUGAAAGCAGUUCCCCAGAUGGCUUCUCCACGCAUUCAGAGAUGGGCAGUGACGUUACGGGCAUACGAAUAUGAGAUCCAUUACAGACCAGGGAAGGAUCAUGGAAAUGCUGAUGCACUCAGCCGCCUGUCAUUACCCGAGGUGCAGAAAGCAGAAGGGCCAGAGGAGAGAGUGCUCAUGCUGGAGAAUUCGGACAUUACACUGGUGUCAGCUGACCAAGUGAGAUCAUGGACUAACAGAGAUGCAGUGCUGGCGAGAGUUAGAGAGAUGGUGCAGAAGGGGUGGCCACAAGAAAUGGAGGGAGAGGAGUUCAGGCCAUACAAUGUUAGAAAAAAUGAAUUAACCCUUAACGGGUGUGUGCUCUGGGGAGCACGAGUCAUUGUGCCUAAGUCAGGCCGAAGUGGCGUAUUGAAGCAGUUACAUCAAUGCCAUCCUGGGGUAUCUCGUAUGAAGGCGUUGGCGAGGAGUUAUGUGUGGUGGCCAAGGCUGGACCAAGAUGUGGAGAAUGUGGUGAAAACCUGCAGCACAUGCCAGGAGUACAGGCAUAACCCACCAGUAGCUCCACUUCACCCAUGGGACUGGCCGGCCCGGCCCUGGCAAAGGCUGCAUGUCGAUUACGCAGGACCUUUCAUGGGAAAAAUGUUUUUUGUGCUCAUUGAUGCCCACUCAAAGUGGAUGGAUGUAUAUCCGGUAGUUUCUUCCUCUUCAGCUACCACCAUUGAAUGUUUGCGAGUUAGUUUCAGUAACCACGGAUUACCAGAUCUAUUAGUGUCAGACAAUGGUACUUGUUUCAUGAGUGGGGAGUUCAAGGAGUUCCUGCAGAAAAAUGGCAUACGGCAUACAACAUCAGCACCCUACCAUCCCUCCAGCAAUGGUUUAGCUGACCGAGCCGUAACAUUUUUUAAGCGGAUGAUGAAGAAGUGUUCUGAGGGCUCUUUAAGAACAAAAGUGGCAAGAGCUUUAUUCGCAUAUAGGACAACACCACAGACCACUACAGGGUUGUCACCCGCAGAAAUGUUGAUGGGUCGAAAACUUCGCUGCAGUCUGGAUUUGAUACAUCCUGACCUGAAAAAGAGGGUGCAAGACAAACAAGGUAAACUGAAAGAAAACCAUGACAGGAGGGCAAGGGGCCGACAUUUUGGAGAAGAGGAUCCUGUCCUCACCAGGAAUUUUGGCCCGGGACCGAGAUGGAUUCCUGGACAUGUAGAGACAGCGACAGGGCCAGUCUCCUACAAGGUGAGGCUGGCGGACGGCCGAGUGGUCAGGAGGCAUGUAGACCAGAUCCAUUCAAGAGCGUGUUAUCCAGUGGAGAAUCCUGAGGUAGAAGUGGGGGGCUACACUUCACCUAGUUCCGAUGCAGCUCCGUCGUCGGGGCCUACUACACCAGAACUGGUAACCCCUUCUGAACAGGAGGACACAGAGACGGCGCCUGUUCCUGACAGGGACGAGAACCAAGGGACUUUGGGGGAAGGGGUACAGUGCUGUGGGGAGAAUACUGACCUGCGGUUGGGUGUUAAGUAA
Messenger RNA from Clupea harengus (Atlantic herring), 3065 nucleotides. RefSeq lists its product as uncharacterized. Bases 48 to 3065 code for a protein of 1005 amino acids. The transcript has 3 exons. Lineage: Eukaryota; Metazoa; Chordata; Actinopteri; Clupeiformes; Clupeidae. The record is from RefSeq and is a predicted model, not a curated record.